UGACAGUGCAGAAGUUCUUGAAUUGUUUUAUACUUUCAAAUAAAGAGAGAUAGGUAUGCGAAAAAGUAUAGUUAAAAUGUCAAUUAAAAUGGCUUAAAAUUAUGAGUGUAAUAAAUUUCAAGUGUAAAAAUGCCGUUGCUUGCUAUAGUUUUACUACUAACUACACUUAUGAAAUGUGGGUUUCCCCAAACAGCACUCUAUCAGCAUCAGGUCCAAAACCGAUUACAACAAACUAUUUCUAUUGGUCCGUGCAGAAUUGUUUUGAAUCCACAAUGUCCAGAUCCAGAUGUCACCUUUUUCAUGUACUCAGCGGAUCAUCCGGAAAAUCCAGAGCCGAUUUAUAUAGCCACUCACGUCCGGGGUACGAAUCUGGAAAAAACUUCAUUUGAUCCUCAAAAAUCUAGUAAAGUGAUCAUACAUGGCUACAACUCAAACAUGUUUCUAAGUGCUCUUACGGAAUUGAGAAAAGAAUAUUUGAAGAAAAACGACUACAAUAUCUUUGUAAUCGAUUGGAGCCCUUUGAAUCAAUCGCCCUGUUAUCCUGCAGCCGUAUGGAAUGCUCGACAUGUUGGGACAUGUGUUGCUCAGUUGAUCGAUCGAAUAAAAGAUAUGGGUGCUGAAGAUAUUCAUGUAAUUGGAUUUAGUUUAGGUGCACACAUAACCAACUAUUUGUCGCUAGCCUUGCGACCUUAUAUACUGCCAAGAAUCACAGGACUAGAUCCGGCCUUGCCAGGGUAUAUAACCGUAAAUCGGGACCAAAAAUUGGAUAAAAGCGAUGCCCAAUAUGUGGAUGUCUAUCAUACCAAUGCUUUUAUGCAAGGCAAAGCAGAGGAAAGUGGCCACGUAGAUUUCUAUUUCAAUGGCGGAUCGGUGCAACCUGGAUGUUGGGGAACGGAUAAUUUCUUCUCUUGCAAUCAUCAUCGCGCCCCUUUGUAUUACGCUGAGUCGAUUAAUUCUGACACUGGAUUUUAUGGCUGGAGGUGUACCAGCUAUUUCGAUUUUCUUGCCGGGCGGUGUCCUACCAAUGAGAUUCAAGUGAAGUUAGGUGAAUCAACCAAGAAAGAUGUUUUUGGAACAUAUAUGGUAAUCACUGCGCCAUCUCCACCAUUUGCUGUCGGGCAUUACAAUAUUACCUUCGGAUCCAAACUACAAAAACCUUCUGAAAUUGUAAAUAACAUGCCCAUCAACUACCAGCAACCUAUUUCUAAUAUGGUAGGAAUAGAAAAAUAUGAACAAGAUAUAGUCAUGCCUUCCACCAUUGAAGAAGAUGAGCUUUUCAAUGAAGUUUUGAAUGAAAAUUUCCCCGACGCCUUCAUUGGUAUGCAGAAGUCAUCCCCUGACAAUGAUCUGGCAUAGGUUUUCUUUGAGAGGAUACAAAAAUUGAAGUAUUGAAAUUGUAUUUAUUGAUAUACAAAUUUGUUAGUUAUUAUUAUUUAUUUUUUCAAUAAACAAUUUUUUGUUUUAUUAAAUAA
Molecule: messenger RNA, 1472 nt
Organism: Ceutorhynchus assimilis (cabbage seed weevil)
Lineage: Eukaryota; Metazoa; Arthropoda; Insecta; Coleoptera; Curculionidae
Source: the annotation of a GenBank genome assembly